AUGGAACAAAACCUCAUCCACAAAAGGCUGAAGCCCCACAGGGAUGAAGAGACCUUUUGCUGCUCUAGAGCAAACAAGCAAUGGGCAAAAAGUCAGCUGUGUUGGUCAGUGUCUCUGGACCUUCAGUACCACUUUAUAGAUAAGAAGAUGUCGUGGUCUGAGGCUCAGAGUCACUGCAGAGAGCAGCACACAGACCUGGCCUCAGUGAACGACAUGAAGGACCUGAAGAACCUGAAGGCUGCUGCAAACGGACGCACGGACGCCUGGAUCGGACUUCAUCAAACCAGUGACAAACUCACAGACAGGAAAUGGCACUGGUCUCAGCCCACAGUCAGAUACAAGGAAGGAGAAGCUCCGUGGGGACCAGGGGACCCUGAUGAUAAGGGAGGACAGGAGAACUGUGGCAGGAUGUACAGUGAUGGCAGAUGGAUUGAUUCUCACUGUCAUCAAACACCCAGUUGUUUUUUCUGCUACAACGACUCCUCGAACCACCUGCAGGUCUCAAAGGUCACACUGUGGUGA
Molecule: messenger RNA, 522 nt
Organism: Knipowitschia caucasica
Lineage: Eukaryota; Metazoa; Chordata; Actinopteri; Gobiiformes; Gobiidae
Source: the annotation of a GenBank genome assembly